AUGACGGACCACGAGGACAGACGUGGGAGUACAGCCGCGCGCGAAAAUAAGAUGUGGAAUAUAUUCCGAACGCAGGGCGAUGCGGUUGAGUAUUCCGUAUGGUCCGGACCCUGGCCGAUGCUGAAGGCCCGUUCCGACACGCGCGGACCUAGGAUACUAUGGAGUCCGAUAUUGGCCCUUGGCAAAAACGGCGUCGUUCUUACCAGCGCUUCUGCCACAACAGGUAGCAGAACCCUUGCCAGCGAAAGAGAGCGCAGAUAA
This is a messenger RNA of Fusarium fujikuroi IMI 58289, 261 nucleotides long. RefSeq lists its product as uncharacterized. Bases 1 to 261 code for a protein of 86 amino acids. The transcript has a single exon. The record is from RefSeq and is a predicted model, not a curated record. Lineage: Eukaryota; Fungi; Ascomycota; Sordariomycetes; Hypocreales; Nectriaceae.